CAUUUCUAUUUAAACAAACCCACCACUUCAACCAAUCCCCAGACAUCCGAUCAAUGGAAACCAUCCAGCACACCAACGUUCAAACCAACGGCGUAAACCUCCACGUGGCCACCGCCGGCCCAGUAACCGGCCCGCCCGUCCUCCUCCUCCACGGCUUCCCAGAGCUAUGGUACUCCUGGCGCUCCCAGAUCCUUUUCCUCUCCUCCGCCGGCUAUCGCGUCAUCGCACCGGACCUCCGCGGGUACGGUGACUCCGACGCGCCACCGUCGUCCGACAGCUACACCGCCCUACACAUCGUGGGGGAUGUGGUGGGACUACUCGAUGAGUUUGGGAUAGAUAAGGUGUUGUUAGUGGGCCAUGAUUGGGGUGCCUUAAUUGCAUGGUACUGUUGUUUAUUCAGGCCAGAUCGGAUCAAAGCGUCCGUAAUCUUGAGCGUCCAAUUUUUCCCUAGAAAUCCAAAAAUGUCAUUUAUUGAAGGCUUCAAGGCUGUUCUUGGUGACCAGUUUUAUAUGGUCCGAUUUCAGGAACCGGGAAAGGCAGAGAAGGAGUUUGCAUCGGUGGAUAUAAGAGAGUUUUUCAAAAACGUGAUGUCAAAUAGGGACCCAUCGGCUCCAUAUUUGCCUGGCGAAGUGAAAUUUGAAGGUGUCCCACCCCCGUCUCUAGCACCGUGGCUCACUCCCAAAGAUAUUGACUAUUAUGCUCAAAAGUUCUCACAUUCUGGCUUCACCGGCGGUCUCAACUAUUACCGAGCUUUUGACCGGACUUGGGAGCUGACAGCGCCAUGGACAAAGGCAGAAAUAAAGGUACCAGUGAAGUUCAUCGUGGGGGAUUUGGAUCUGACUUACCAUUUUCCAGGAGCUCAAGACUACAUCAACGGCGACGCCUUCGAAAAGGAUGUACCUGGUUUGGAAGAAGUGAUCGUUAUAGGAGACGCUUCUCAUUUCAUCAACCAAGAAAGGCCUGUUGAAAUCAACUCCCACAUUCAUGAUUUCUUCAGAAACUUCUGUUGAUUCUCAUCUUUUCUCCGUUUCCUUCCCUUUUCAACUUCUAUAUAUGUGUUUUUAUAUAUAUAAGCUAAUAAGUUGUCGUGUGGGAUUGAUUUGCGUGUCUUCCCUUUACCCUUUUUUUUUUUUCAUUUGUGUAUGUGUAUAGAAUAAUAAGGAUUUUAACAAGUCCAAGUGUGUGUAUAUAUAUAUAUACACACACACAUAUGCUUCGGUUUGCUUUUUAAUGAUAUUUUUCUUUUCC
Molecule: messenger RNA, 1248 nt
Organism: Cucumis melo (muskmelon)
Lineage: Eukaryota; Viridiplantae; Streptophyta; Magnoliopsida; Cucurbitales; Cucurbitaceae
Exons: 3
Coding region: 54-1010 (318 amino acids)
Molecular function (GO): hydrolase activity
Source: RefSeq, a predicted model, not a curated record